Molecule: messenger RNA, 7807 nt
Organism: Cuscuta campestris
Lineage: Eukaryota; Viridiplantae; Streptophyta; Magnoliopsida; Solanales; Convolvulaceae
Source: the annotation of a GenBank genome assembly
CAGGUAUGCAGCCAAACUGUCAGUAGAUCGGCUUCCGAAUCCAACGGAGAUUAGCGACAGAUAUUCGCCGGAGAAGAUCGAAUCAAACCGUGUGAUUUGUUUUCCCUACGAUCACAAAAAUGCGGAUUUCAAAUUGGCCCCGAACACCCCGAGUUAAUAGUUUGGUGGGUAGGCGCUCACUUUCUCUGAUAUAUAUAUUCCCGGCCCGCUCUUGUCUUUUCCCCAUUUCCUUCCAUAUAUCUUCUGCUCUUCGGGCUAGAAGGAUAUUCUCUCAGGCGACACGCGCAAUUUGAUCUCCUCUGGUGCGCUCAGCGAUCUAGGGUUUGCCCGGUACCGAAAACCCUAGCUUGGUGGUGGUGUUGCUAAGAUCAAUCCGGUGGCCUUUCCGUCGACCCGGAGUUGAGAAAUUGCGGGUACUCCGUCUUCGAAUGGGGGGAGGCGAAUCUCUGGCUUAUGCAAACCACAAACUAGCAGGGGAUUGUUUGAAGACACUAAGCUCAUCUUCUGGAUCUCGAAGGGAGUCCUGAUUUCUUGGACCACAGAUGGAUUAUAAUGGAAAUGAUUACCAAAGCAAGAAUCUUCACUUAGCUGGUGAAGAUAGCUCAAAAGUCUCUUCUGUUUUGCGCCCUUUCUCUCUUCCCAGAUUUGAUUUUGAUGACAGCCUCCAGGGCCAUUUAAGAUUUGACAGUUUAGUUGAAAACGAAGUUUUUCUUGGAAUUCCUUGUCAGGAAGACAACCAGUGGAUUGAGGAUUUUCCUCGAGGAAGCAGUGGAAUAGUAGAGUUCAGUUCAAGUGCUACCGGGCCUUGCACAAUCACUGGACGCAAUAAUGUAUGGCAUGAGGUAACAUCUCCAGAAUCUGUUGAAAUGCUUUUAAAAUCGGUUGGUCAGGAACAUAAUGUUCCCCAAUACACAACUAUCCCGGAGUCAGAUAGUGGCAAAGAGUUGGGUAAUGUAACCCAUGAUACGGAACCUAGCUUACGUGAGGAUGAUAAGAUGGACCAUGUUGGAGGUCCUAUGUCGGGCAUUACAAACCCAUUUUUGGACAAUUUUUCUAGGUCUUGUGAGAUAACAGAUGGAGAGGUAGACCAGUUUAAAUGUAAACCGCCAGUUGCAAGUCCAUCUUCAGAAAUUGACGCCAGCACGGAAGGUGCAGAAUUAACUGCUGAGAAAAGCUUGCAUUUUAUUGAAUUAGAGAAUAGUUAUAGAAAUGACACAGGAGUCGCAGCUUCCCACAAUGUAGUUUUGGUUAACCAAAAUAAAGAAGAUCCACGUGUCCCUCUGAUUUUGGAAAAUCCAAAUGACCAUACUAAGAAAAAUGAUAUGAAUGAGGUUGAUUUUCGCAGUGACGAUUGUAUUAUUAAGGAUUCUAUCCCCAACGUUACUUCUGAGGCAGAAUAUGUUGAAGAAGUUGGAGAGGGAAACACAUCUCCUAAUUUAGAUGAAUCUUUGAAUUUGCUGCAAAAUGAGGAGUGCGACUUGCUCUCCCCUGAAGAAUGCAAUGAAAAUCUCUUAUCAGCUGAACCUUCUCAAGUUAUCGAUUCACAUAUUAUUGGGUCUUCAGAUUUUAAGGAAAGCAAGCCCCAAAUUGAGGGCGAUAGUAUGCAGCAUGAUGAGCAAUCUCUUCCAUUGAAGAGCAUUUGUGCAUCAGAUGGGCAUGACAAAGAGAAGGUAAGAGAUACUGCUGACCACGUCUCCAAUCCUGAGAGGGAGGAGUGUUUUUUGAUAAAAAAGCCAUAUGAACAAAACAGUCCCAAUGAACAAGAACGUAAUACUAUUGCAAAUUUUAGCUCGGACUAUAAACUCCCAAGUGGAAGUAAUCUUGAUCAUGAAGGUGAUAUUGCCAGUCCAAGAGAUAUAUGUAUUCCAGAUGAAAGUCUGGCAGAGACACCUGUAGCUGCAUGUGAGAAUUUGGUUGGUGAGAAAGACGCCUUAAGGAUAUAUAAAGUGGAUUACUGUGAUGGAAAUGAUGUCUCUUCACAUGCCAGAGAUGAGCCAGAAAAGAUCUGCAGUGAAGCCUUGUCCUCAAAGCAGCCUAUUAAGGCCGACAACUGUGAUCAAGAUGUGUCUUGCUGUGAGAGAGGGGAAAUGAUGCCAACUACUGUUGGCAGUGAUGCUGAAAACUAUAAUCCACUUUAUCACCAAGUCGAGACUGGAUCUUCUUUGGCUGAAGAGUGUAUAAAACAUAUUGAGAAUGCUCAUGGGUCAGAGUUGGGUACCUCAACGAUGCAUAAACAAGCUUCAAACAGUGAGGUGGGAGAUGUAGACCACCCCUCACACAACACAUUGGACAGUGCUUCUAUGACUGAAGUAAGUGAUGUUCCAGCUGGGUUGGUCAUGCAAUGUGAGGAGGUGCCGUUGCCCGUUAAGGAAGAAUUGAUGCACUUAGAAAGGAAGGACGAGAUGGAUAUUGUGUGCCCCGCAGAAGCAAGUGUAUCAAAAUUAGGUUCAUCCCUUUUUAUGGCAAAUCAGCUAGGUCAUGCUCCUGAUGUUGAGAAUGACCCAUCGGUGCCAACACCAUUGGCAGUUUCCGUUCCUAUGACAGAGACAACUGAUACUGAGACCAAAACUGAAGCAAGUGAUGUUCCUGCUGCAGUGGUCAAGCAAUGUGAGGAGGUGCUGUUGACAGUUCAGGAGGAAUUGAUGCAUUUACAUAAGAAGGAAGAAAUGAGCACCAUAUGCCCCGAAGAAGCAAACUUAUCAGAAUUAGGUUCCUCUAUUCACAUGGCAAGCCAGAUAGGUCUUGAGAAAGACUCGUCGGGGUCAACACCAUUGACAGUUUCCAUUUCUAUGAUAGAGGCUGCUGAUGCUGAGACCAAUACUGAAAAAACUGAUAUUCCAACUGCAGCGGUCAAGCAAUGUGAGGAGGUUUCCUUGCCAGUUGAGGGGGAAUUGAUGCCUUUACAUUCAAAGGAUGAAAUGGGUACUGUGUGUGCUGCAGAAGCGAACUUAUCAGAUUUAGGUUCAUCCUUACAUAUGGCAAGCCAGCCAGGUCUUGUUCCUGAUGUUGAGAAAGACCAAUCAGUGCCAACACCAUUAACAGGUUCCGUUCCUUUGAUAGAGGCCGCUAAUACUGAGACCAAAAUUGACCCAGUCAGUGCUUGUGGUGAAAUUCAUCCAGAUUGCGAUGUGGCUGGAGAUAUAGGUCACCAGCAUGAAUCAGUUUACCAAUGCACACCAUUGGAAACUAGUUAUUCCAAUUCUAUGAUAGAGGCUUCUGAUACAGAGACCAAAGCUGACCAAGCCAGUGCUUCUGGUGAAGUUCACCUAGACCAAAAAAUGACAGAAACAAAAACUGAGUCCACCAGUGUUUCUGGUGAAGUUAAUCAAGGGAUCUCUAUAGUGGAACAAAAAGGUUAUCAGCAGGACUCGGCAGCAGAAAAGGAGGGUAAUGAUGCAAACAACACCGUUGGCAAGCAUCUGGAAACAGAGAGUGAGGGUAAACAGGCUUCAAACACUGAAGGGAGAGAAGAUUGUAAGGAGCAGGGUGCACCUGAAUUGUGUUCUACUGCUGUCACAACGUGCAUUCAGGUUGUGCUAAGCAAGAGGAAAAAGCAAGAGGUUGGCAAUAAUGAUGCUGCAGAGAGUGUUCCAUCUCCCGAGGGUACAAAUGAUUUUGGUGCUAAAGUGCAGUCAAUGUGCUUGGAUUUUAGUGUGGACUCAUCUAAGAAAGAGAUGGGCAAGGACUUGCAAUCAUAUCCCAGUAGCAAAACCCCUGAAAUCAAGAUGGAAACAUCACAACCUAUUAACAUGGCAACACCAUCUGUUGGAGCAAAAGGUAGCUCUGAGCAAAAAGUAAGGCGACGUUCAGGUAAGCUAGGAAGAGAAAGUAGUAGGAAAGGGAAUCGAGUGAAGGAAAGCCCUGUCAAAUUCUCUGAUAGAGUGGACAGUUCAUGUGUAGAGUUAGGCUCCUCUGUUGCUGCGCAAUUAGUGCAAUUUGAUGCUGGAAGUGUUCAGCGCAUUGGCACAAAGACAAGCAAUGUUUGUAAUUCAAUAUCCAUUCUUCCAGAUCUCAACUCUUCUGCCUCACCCAUAUCAUUUCAACAGCCUUUUACUGAUUUACAACAAGUGCAAUUACGGGCCCAAAUCUUCGUUUAUGGAUCCUUAAUUCAAGGUUCAGCACCUGAUGAAGCCAUCAUGGUUUCAGCAUUUGGUACCUCUGAAGGAGGCAGGGGCGUUUGGGAGCCUGCAUGGCGUUCUUGUGUAGAAAGGCUUCAUGGACAGAAAUCUCCCAUCAUUGGCUCUGAAGGGGCUGGUGAACCUGGUUCAGGCCUAAAAACACCGGAUCAAGCACGCAAACCUGUUUCACACCAUAGCAAAUCUAUUUCCACAACAGCUCCUCGACCAAGCAUUAGCAGGGGUACUUCUAUUCCUAUCAUUUCUCCUAUGAUACCUCUUUCAACACCUCUAUGGAGCAUAGCUUCUCCUUCAUGUGAUGGUCUUCCACCCAGUAGUAUGACAAAAGGAGCAUUUGUGGAGUAUCAGGCAGUUUCUCCUUUGCACCCCUAUCAAACUCCACCCAUGCGGAAUUUCAUAGGGCAAAAUUGUUCUUGGUUAUCACAGACUCCUUUACCUGCACCCUGGGUUGCAUCUACACAAACUUCUGCUUUUAAUAAUAGCAUGACGCACAUCCCUGUAAUUCCCAUUGCGGACCCUGUGAAUUUGAUUCCUUCCCAAGAAUCAUCUGGUUUAUCUUGUGGGACAAAGUAUGCACCACCAAGUUCUGUGGCCCCUUGUAUGCUGCCUUCUGGGGUUCUUGUAGACCUUUCGGCCCAACAGUCUACCGAACAAAGAUCUAAAAAGAGAAAAAAGAUAUCCUGUACUGAGGUUCCCCGACAGACCUCACUGUCAAUUUUACCAGCUGAACCAGUUCCUGCCCCCAGUAUUAAUUGCAAUUUGUCAAAAGUACCUCAUUCGUCUGAAUGUGUUGGAGAUACCUCAUUGAUAGCUGGAAGCCAGACAGCAACAUUGAUGACUACCAUUGCUAGCAAUCGUUUUUCUUCGCCGGUAGCUGUAAUCACUCCUAGCUUUGUGUCCAAAAGCAAGUCCAAUCUUGUUUCUCCUUCUAUAUCUUCCCACCACUAUGAAAGAGAAGAUAACAAUUUGGAGAAAGCGAAACUAACCCCACUGGAUUUAAACAGCAUAGAAGAUGUGAAGCUACAUUCAGACGAAGCUGCUGAACAUGCAGCUGCUGCACUUGGUCACUGCCAAGGUAUAUGGAGUGAGUUGGAAAAGCAAAAGAACUCCGGACUGAUGUCUGACCUUGAGACCAAGCUGGCGUCUGCUGCUGCUACUAUAGCAGCUGCUGCUUCUGUUGCUAGAGCAGCAGCAGCAGCAGCUAAAAUUGCAUCAAAUGCCGCUUCACAGGCUUGGCUGAUGGCUGAUGAGGCAUUGUCGUCAUCCACAAGUGCCUGCCCCGAAAGCAUGAUAGAUGCUCACUCUGACUUUUUAAAAAGCAUGGGAAGUGCGACCCCUGCUUCCAUUUUGAAGGGUGGGGGUGGACCCAAUUGUUCUGGCUCAGUUAUUUUUGCUGCCAGAGAGGCAGCUAGGAGAAGAAUCGAGGUUGCCUCUGCUGCCUCAAGGCAUGCUGAAAAUUUAGAUUCAAUAGUGAAGGCUGCUGAAUUAGCAGCUGAGGCUGUAUCACAUGCUGGAAAAGUUGUCUCAAUGGGGGACCCUUUGACGUUAAGUGAGUUAGUUGAAGCAGGUCCUGAUGGUUACUGGAAAGUUCCCAAAGCACCUGGAGAGCAUUGUGUGAAAUCAAAUAAUGGGAAAUCUGUUUUUGAUGGAUUUGAAAAGUCAUCCGACGGUUUCCUAGAGAAAGCCGAGGGUCCUAGGAAGGCAUUACAGGCCCUGACGAUGGGCCCAUUGUCAGUACCAGUGGAAGUAAGUAUUGGGGUAGAAGAAGGUUCUACUAAUACAAUGAAAGGAAAUGUUGAGGUAGAGGAUGAUAUAUCGCCAUCAAAGGGAUGCUCUGAAAAGGAUAUGAGUGGGAACAAGGUUCCCAUGCCAGAAGUGGAGUCAAGGUUAAAUUCCAUUCAAGAGGACCAUGGAAAAGGCAUAAGUUCAAAGAGUGGAGAAGACAUCAAAGAAGGCUGUCUUGUUGAGGUUUUUAGGGAUAGUGGUGAUGCCUGGUUCAUGGCCAAUGUGUUAAGCUUGAAGGAUGGCAAGGCUUUUGUCUCUUACACCGAACUCCCAUUGGGCAAAGGUUUAAGACACCCGAACGAUUGGAUACCUUUAUGUACAGAUGGUGAUGAGGUGCCCAGAAUACGUCUUGCACAAACUAUGACCGCUGUGCACUCUGAAGGCGCCCGGAAGAGAAGACGAGCAGAAGUUAGGGACUAUUCCUGGUCUGUUGGCGAUCAAGUUGAUGCUUGGAUCCAUGACUGCUGGCGAGAAGGAAUCAUUAUUGAGAAGAACAAAAAGGAUGAAACUACAUUCACUGUCAAUUUUCCAGCUCGCGGAGAUAAUGUUGUCGUUAGAGUGUGGAAUCUUCGCCCUAGACUCGUUUGGAAGGAUGGCGAGUGGAUUGAGUGGUUCACUCGAAAAGAGCAGUCUUCUCAGGGCGAUACCCCAAAGGAGAAGAGAAUGAAGUUGGGAAAUGCUACUAGCGAGGAGAGCAGGGAAAAGGCGAAUGUCACCACAAAUAUUGAUAUGCCAGAAUUAGAUACAAUUGAAGAAGAACCGAAAUUGAUCCCUUUAAGUGAGGAAGAAAGAAAAUUUAAUAUUGGUAGCCUGAGGAAUGAAAAUAGCAAGCCCAAACCUGCCCCACACAGGACGAUGAGGUCUGGGUUACUACAAAAACAACGGUCAAAAGUAGUUUUCGGUGUUCCUUCACCUGGAAAAAAGAGGAAGUUCAUGGACGUAAGCAAACAUUAUGAUUCAAACAGGGGGGGUGUUAAGACCACCAUUGCCAGUUCAACAAAUGAUUCAGCAAAAUAUGGGAUUCCAGCGAGAUCAGGCUUUGGGGGAUGGAGAAAUAGUUCCAAAAUGGAUGAUCCAAAGGAGAAGAAGUUCAUGGCUGAAUCAAAAUCCAAGCCUCCGCUUAGAUCUAGGAAACCACCCACUACUUCAAGCAAGAUCUUGAAAGAUAACUUUUUGAGGUCAACUCCAACGACCUCUGGUGAUGCCAGUCACGAGAUGAGUGAUUCAGGUCACUCAGGUUCAGUUAAAUUUGGCCCCAGUGCUGAAGAGGUAGCUGAGUCAAAGGCUUUUCCUGCUGAACCUGUUGCCAAAAAGGGUUCAAGAUUAAGGAACAGAUCUGAACGGACGAACGGGGGAAACUCUGCCACUGUCGGUGGGAAGUCAGCAAAACAAGAAAUGGUGAGCAACACAGCAGCUUCUGAAAUCAAUGAACCGCGCCGGUCGAACCGCAAGAUUCAGCCAACAUCAAGGUUAUUGGAAGGCUUGCAGAGCUCACUGAUCCUCCCAAAGCUCCCUUCUGUUUCACAUGACAAAGUUGUCAAAAGCCACAAUAGGGGUCCUACAUCCAAAGGUUAAAAACAAAUAACUGGUCUUAUCAGGUUCAUUCAACAUCCUCCACUCUAGUCCUAAGAGCAAGACUUCUUCUUCUUUCAUUGUCUUAUGAGGUAAUGAAGUAAUCAUAAUAUAUGGUUUCGUUGACAGGUAAAUAGCCAUCACCAUGGCUAAUAGGGGGCGUUUUAGAAUGUAAAACUAAUAAUAACCAAUAUGCUAAACUGUGAUUCUCUCUAGCAUAGCAUAGAGCAGUUUUUGUAUAUUUUUAUUUAUUUAUCAUUGUAGAGCGGGUUAAAAUUGUCAAUGUGAAAAAGUUCUCACUUGGUUGGUUGGUG